Molecule: messenger RNA, 7147 nt
Organism: Struthio camelus australis
Lineage: Eukaryota; Metazoa; Chordata; Aves; Struthioniformes; Struthionidae
Source: RefSeq, a predicted model, not a curated record
AGGCUUCAGAGGAGGAAGAGGUGGAGGAGGAGGCUUCAGGGGGAGAGGAUAUUAAAAAUGGAGCCACGAGUGUCUUCCUGCUGUCUUACCAUAUGAUCUGCAGAGGUGAAGAACAGGAUAAAUUUUCUAGCAGACCCUGAAAAAGUGUUUAUAAAGAACUUGAAACUGUAAAAUGCCAAUUAAUGUUACAUUUAAUGACUAUUUAUCAACACACAAGGACAAUAUAGCAGCUGCUGAAGAAUUGAAGACUGCUCAGAGUAUACUGAACUUUUUAAACUCAGCCAAGAUAAUGCUGUUCUUAAACCGUUUCUUUUUUACAAACUAUUUUAAUUAAUGCUUGACUUCAUGGUGGCAUGGUGGAGUUGCGAGUGAACAAUCUGUUGAUUCCUUUUUUUUUUUUUUAAACUCUGCAGGUUCUCUAAAUACACAUCUGUGAAUCUGUUACCUAUGUGGUGACUGAUCCCUUGUUCUCAUCCUCUCUUUAUAUUUAAUCCACUGGGUUGCUGUACAGUGGACCUGCCAUUUAAACAAUCUGUAUGAACCUUUAUCUAAACUUCAAAAAACCAAAGGCAUUAUGACAUAUUUUUCUUAGAAGCUACUGUCUGUUGAAUAAUUUCAAGUUAAUACUAUUCUUCUAAGUCGCCUAAAUAGUUGUGUCUGAUUACACUGACGCUGAAAUUGCUCAGGAUUUUUCCUGUCUUAGCCUAUUUCUCUGAGAUUUUGGUGCCCUGGGAAAACACCAUUGUGGUGCACUGAGCUUGCAGAGGUUUAGAUCAAAUAGCUUGCCAUAGUUAGGGCUUCUCCACGCAUGAUGCUUUCAGUUAAGUACUCCCUAAAGGCAUAAAAAAAGCGUGCAUGAGCCUUCAGUGCAGGCUCUAUUGUCUUUAAUCAGAUGCAUUAUGAGGAGUGUUGAAAAGCUAGUAACUAUCUCUUUUUAAGGAUGGAGAAUGACAGGGUGCCUCUCUACUUGUUAGCUCUGAAAACAUAAAAAGAAUGGAAAAACAGAAUCUUUCUCUCCAGAUUUCAUCUCAAGCAGUGAGUGUGUUGGUAGAGUCUUAUGCUAAGCAUUUUUGAAGAGAUCUGUGGAAUAAUCUAAGUGAUAGUAUUUUGAAUAUCUUCAGUAUGGAAGAAAAAUGCAUUUCAGAUCUUGCUGUUACUUUUUUUUUUUUAUUAGUGAACACAGGUGAAAAAGAGUUAUGUUAGCCUUGUACUUAACAAAAAGAAAAAAAUGAAAAAAUUCUGGCUGUCUGUGCCAGAAUUGGACAGUUGCUUGUUAUUUUAACAAAAAUGAGUGCUCAUCGUGAAUAAUCCUUGGAACAAAACUUGAAACAAGUUAGAAAAACUGUUCAAGAAUUCAGCUAGGAAGCCUAAACAGAUACUACAUAGGAUAACAUGUAAAAUGUUCUUAUGUUACAAGGAAAAUGUUGAAAAUUUUGCUAGGUCUGCUUUUAUGAGAAGAAAUACGUCUACUGUUCAACCACAGCAAAGUCGGGAUUCAGGGGAUACAGAUUCUUUUCCUGAUAUUGUUGCAGACUUCAAUUUAGUCGGGUCAGUUAAAUCCAGACUGUUAAAGACGCUUAGACUCUUUGUUACUGUGCCUUGCUAGGCCUAAGUGACUUAGGCUAUGAUUUAAUCUAGACAAAACCUUAUGCAAGUCAUUGUAGCUAUUGUAAGCCACCUCUGGCAUACUAAAUUGCAGUCAAACAAUACCAACCUGAAGUGAAGUCAGUCCUGCCUUCACUUUGUCAUAUUUGUAAUUGUUUGCAUCCUCUGCUGUGCUGCAUUCCCCCCUGAUGCUUCAGUGCCCAGUUGUGAGCGUGCGACUUAGAUAUUCUCUUAUUCCCUUGGCUUGGAAGACUAAGAUGAUACAAUCCUCACUCUUGUAACCAAACUCGUUCUCUGCAUAGUUGUUCUUACUGCAUGCUUCAGAGACAUUUUCUCUCUGGGUAUCGGAAGACUGCACUGGCAUUGUCCUUCAAUUGCAUGGCCUGACAGCUGUCAGUAUUAACUUGUGCCGUACCAUGGUUUCAGCCUAGGACCAAAGCAUGUGCUAUAAAUCUCACAGCAGGUGGAGCUGUGAGUCAUACUCAAGCCUGGAGCCCUUGCAAGGCCAAAGCAAAGACUUUCACAUCUCUAUUGCAAGGAGGUAAAGAACUGUAUUGUCCAUUGUAGCUGUAGAGGGAAGAUCUGUCUCUGAUAACAGGAAAUUGAACUGUAUUAUGUGACUAUCUAGUCCUAGCUGAGAAACAUGAGGAGCGUUAUGGUAUGCCUUACACCUGCAGGGGACGUUGGAUGAGGAGAACACAAAUACACAGAGAUCAUUUGUUAUCGUACGUCCUUGUGGAGCUCUCCUAGGAGAUGACAUACUACCUAUCAACAGGAGAGCUGACAGAGGUGACGGUGAGAGUGCUUUUACUAUGUUAUUUGUUUUGUGUCAGAUCCCCAGCUCCCUCCUUUCACUUGUAGCAAGUCAUAGCAUCACGGUGUCAUUCGUAAAAUGUGUACAAUAUGACAGUUGAUGGUGUUCAUGGAGCUGUGCACCAUCCAACAUCUUUUUUGUAGUGCAGUUUGUGUGCUGUGCAGGAGAUUUGAAAAUCCCCAAGCUUGUCUGUUCUCAGGUAGAAAAGAGAAUGAAAAUGAAAUACAGCUGAAAAUCAUUUCUCCUCGUUUGGUUUUAAGACUGCUCAGUCUGUUAGAGUUUCUGUUGUGUAGGAGAGUGGUACCGAUUAAUGAAACAUCGCAGUGAAACUCCUUAGGUGAGGUACAGGUAUAACAAAAACUGUACUAAUUACAUAAUUGAAAUGGAUGAACUCCAUUUAAAAGCUGAAAAAUUGGUAUCAUUGCCAGUGUCCAUUAUACAAGGUAUUGUAUUUGCUGUUUUUUUGUGUAUGUUACUACAAUUACAUUGGUUUAUCUUCUGCCCAUUUUCGCAUCUGUUUCACAUGAUUAACAUGGCUCUUGCUGAACGUAGUUGUUCAGAUAAAGAAAUGGUACUGAUAUGUAUUUGAUUCUAGAAAAGUCUUACAGCCUCAGUUUGAUGCACUGGGGUGUGUCCUGGUACUUGAAAUCUAUGCAUAGUGUUCCCAUGCACUGCCAGUGAUGGCCUUUGCAGGAAUUUCCUUAUUGACCCUAGUGGAAGUUUUUGAAAUUCAACUGUAGAGCUAAAGUGCCUGAAACUGAUGACCGCUCUCAGGUUUUCUGACCCUGCUGAUUUGAGGUGGUUGUUUGAACUGCAGUGAAACUGUAGUCUGAGUGUAAACUGACAUUAGAGAUUUUUAACACUAUGCUCCAGCACUGACAGUGGCAGAGAGGAAAAACAUUACAUAAUACUUAGAAAUGUUAUUGCCAUUUCCAUACAGGCAUGUCAGCAAAAGCUUAGGAGCAUGUGUCAGGACUUGGUGGAGCAGGUAAAAGAGCAGAAAUCGCAUCAGCGGGGUGAGAGGGGUAUAGGUGGCCACAAAGUGAGGUGUGCAAUGACUGUGAAGAAAGGUGGGGCUGCUUUGGGAAGUCCAGAGUUGCAGAGGAAUAAGUUAGAAAGGCUGGUGUCAUUGCCUUUGUCUGUUCUGAGGCCAAGGCAGCUCAAAGGGACUUAAAAAUACGCAGAUCACUAAGUCAGGAGCAAUGCUCCAGUGCAUUGCUGGACUUUUAGCAUGGCUAUGAGAUAGCCCUAGAGCUUGGAGCAUGUCAGCUGAAGGAAAUGAUUCUCGUGCAGCAGAGGGUCACAGCUGUGCCACAAUGGCAGGCUAUGGGGAUGGGCAGGCAGCUUGACAGGGCUUAAUGUUUUUAAAAAAAACACAGUUUGCAGCAACAUGAGCCAACUUUGCUUGUAAAGAGUUGGGCUGCCGUGAACAGAGAGGGAAAUAGGUCUGGCCAGGAUGGAGGUAGCAAGGUCAAAGCAUAAUGACUGAUAUUCUAUAUUCCUUUCACCCAGGAAUACUGCUUUUACCUGAAUGCACGGUGGAAACUGUCCUGAGAGAAAGGAGAAACUAAGAUGGUGAUAGAGGGGUUUUUGCUAGACCUGGUGAAUCUGUAUAAAAGUCCAAUAACCCCGCUCUUUAUCAGCUUGCUGGCCUGCAUUCUUUUUGGCCACGUAAGGCAGAAAACUGUACUCAGUGGCUGAAAUUUCUAAGUUGCAAUCUUAAAUACUUCUGAAUGUUUGCUAUUCCCUAUUGCCAUUGUAUAGGAAGUCCCAGGUUCAGCAAAGCAACCCACUAGUACCUUGGGCCCUUACUAAAUCCAAGUGCAAAUUCUCUAAUUGGAAUUUCUCUCUUUCUUGGACGUCUUUUGUCUUUAUGGAAUUGCAUUUGAUUAAAAUAAAACUUGUUCGGGACUUAGAUACUACAACAGGCUGCACUUUAUUUUGCAUGCAUAUUGCUGGCUUAACUGCAUCUUUUGUAAAGUUCCCCUUUUUCUGUGUUCCUGCAGGAGUGAUAAGCAUUUUCAGUAACAUUGUUGUGUUAUGCAUCUUCGUUAAGUACAAAGAACUUCGAACAGCAACCAAUGCGAUUAUUAUUAACUUGGCUUUUACUGACAUUGGUGUUAGUGGCAUCGGUUACCCCAUGUCUGCUGCCUCAGACCUUCAUGGAAGCUGGAAAUUUGGAUAUACUGGAUGCCAGAUCUAUGCUGCCUUAAAUAUCUUUUUUGGGAUGGCAAGUAUUGGUUUGCUUACUGUUGUUGCAGUUGACCGUUAUCUGACCAUCUGCAGACCUGAUAUAGGAAGAAGAAUGACUACCUGUAACUAUGCUACUCUAAUUAUUGUUGCUUGGAUAAAUGCAGUCUUUUGGGCCUCCAUGCCUACUGUAGGCUGGGCUAGCUACGCUCCCGAUCCAACUGGAGCAACAUGCACAGUAAAUUGGAGGAAAAAUGAUGCGUCCUUUGUUUCCUACACGAUGAGUGUAAUUGCUGUUAAUUUUGUUAUACCCUUAACAGUCAUGUUUUACUGUUAUUACAAUGUUUCCCGGACAAUGAAACAAUAUGCCACCAAUAACUGCUUGGAGAGCAUCAAUAUAGACUGGUCUGACCAAGUAGAUGUAACAAAGAUGUCUGUUGUGAUGAUUGUGAUGUUCUUGGUGGCAUGGUCUCCAUAUUCUAUUGUGUGUUUAUGGUCUUCCUUUGGAGACCCAAAGAAAAUUUCUCCUGCCAUGGCCAUCAUAGCUCCUCUGUUUGCCAAAUCUUCCACAUUCUAUAAUCCCUGCAUUUACGUUGUUGCAAACAAGAAGUUUCGGAGGGCAAUCCUGGCAAUGGUGCGAUGUCAGAGAAGACAGGAGAUAACUAUAAACAAUGCCUUGCCCAUGAGUGUGUCUCAGAAUGCAUUGACAUCAUAGAACUUAUUUCAUUUGCCUGGAUAUGUUAAAUGGAAAGAAGUCAAAUCUGGGUUACAGUUAAUCAUUUGGUAUAAUAAUCUGUCUCAUCCAGCCAGCUGUUUUCUGUUAAUCACAGUAAUGUUUUAGAUGGUUUAAAAACAAAACAAAAAAAAAAAGAUUAGACUUCAGUUUCAGGGAAUGAGGCUAAAUGGCCUAGUGUGUCUGUUCCAAACAAAAAAGGCCAGUCAGGUGUUCACUGGACUCUUGGACAAGGUGAGACAGGGAAGGGAGAGACUAAAGCAGGACAUGCUUACCUUCAGUAACAAAGAUUUUGCUCCUGUAAUUUCUUUUGUAAAUGACUUGCCCUCAAUUUCCCUUUAAAGUUUCCAGGUUUUCAGUACUCUGGAUUCUCCCUUUGUGUGUAUAUACAAGUAGACACAUACACAUAUAGAUGUAUAUAUAGCUAAACUGAAUUUCCAGACUGACAUACCUUGCAAAGUUCUGUUUCAGUGAGUAUGUUAAGAUAUCAGAAUAUCUAGCCAAACCCUGGAGAACUUGUUUUUAGCUUUCAGGAUUUUACAGGGGUUUUGUGAUAGUUAAUGAAUUUUUAAAGUCUUGGCUCACAGAAUCAAAUGAAUUUGUGGGAAAGAUGGCUUUGCUUUAGCAAUAGUAUAUUUCUGCCGUUUGUGACUGCACAGAAAGUCUUGAAAAUGAGACAAAGUGCACUCUAAAAUGUGACACCCAGAAGGCACGUAAAAUUGAAUUGGGUUUGUUCAGCAUAGAAGGAAUGACUGUUUAUAGAUCUAUAUAUGGAUGGUAGCAUAUGCACUGUUGAUUAUUCACAGGUUUUGAGAAUAAGUAUCUUCUAAUUUACCAGUCCGAAGUCUCAGUGAUCCUUCAGACAAAUUUAAUCCACUGUGACUUUAUACAGCUAAAAGCUACUCAGCUCUCUGGGUUCUCUUUCCUCUAAGACCUCUAAUGUCUGUCUGAAGGGAUGCCACUUUAAGUAGUACAGUCACUCUGGAAUGCUAAAUGUUCAACUUAACUUACAUCAAAUAUGAAAAAGCAAAAUCAGAUAAUAUAAUUCAUUCUGAGAUACCCAAAACAGCUUGGAAAAUAAAUCUUUUAGAAUGUAUAUUUUAAGUCUCACUGGGUCAUGUUAACUUCACACAGUUUUUAAGUAUGAUUUGCACCAGCAAAUGGUUUCUGUGACUGUAUUUUGAUAUUAUUAAAGUGAUGUAUGCAUAUAUCUGAAGUUUGGCUUUGCAGUGUACAAUUAUUAUUUAAAAUAUGUAAGUUUUUGGUUAGACUUCUGAAAAUGGAAUUUUUAAAAGCUCUGAAAUCUAGCCUUUCUGUUAAUUUGUAAUUUUUAGUAUUAAAGUAGUUGCCAUACAAUAUUCAUCUUGUGAAAGUAUUUUCUAGUGCUCUGUUGAAGUACUUGCUGUAGUAGAUUUCCUUCAGGGUCCUUGGAAUACUUUAUGGAUGUUUAGUAGCUAUAACAUUGGCCCUCAGAAGCAGCAAAGAGGUAUUUUAUUAUGUACUACCUCUGUAGUUACAACUGCAUAUUAAAAUAGUCUUGAAACACGUUGGAUAUAAUUUGGAACAGAAUGUGUUCUUCUGAUACAACAAAGAACAAGCUGGUUUAGCUGAUCCCUUUCAGGAUACAUUUGAAGGUUAAGUAACUACAGAUCUUGGCUAAUCUGAUGUAAUCUGCUGUUACUAAAUGGAUGUCUACAUUCACGUUCGUAGCAUACUGCACACGAGCACCUGGAAAUAAAGUUUUCAAAUUUGUUCGUAUCUAUUUUUCUGGGAAAGGAGCCAUGUAUCUGUUUACAUGCUUAUAC